This is a messenger RNA of Thalassophryne amazonica, 1306 nucleotides long. RefSeq names its product NADH:ubiquinone oxidoreductase complex assembly factor 1 (gene ndufaf1). The coding region runs from base 319 to 1227 and encodes 302 amino acids. The transcript is spliced from 5 exons. Gene Ontology annotation, cellular component: mitochondrion. Gene Ontology annotation, biological process: mitochondrial respiratory chain complex I assembly; mitochondrial electron transport, NADH to ubiquinone. The record is from RefSeq and is a predicted model, not a curated record. NCBI's taxonomy places the organism in Eukaryota, Metazoa, Chordata, Actinopteri, Batrachoidiformes, Batrachoididae.
GCUUCACUUUACAUCCGCUUUGACUGAGUACGUCUUGUUGUUAAUGGAAUGUAUUUGAUUAUAUUUGUCAGCAACAUCGAAUAUAAUAGCUCUGAACGUGAAAAAGAAAGAAUUAUGGGUCAAGAUACAGAGAACAUUGAUUAAAAACAUUGAGAGCGGAACUGGAAUCGGAUAGUUGGUUCGUCCGUCAGAACAGAAAUCAUCGAUGCACCUCAUCUCAACGAGAACACAGAACACCUUGGAGCUGAAGAAUGUUCAUGUAUCAGUGAUAUCUGUAACUCAUAAGAAAAGCAGUGAAUUAUACAGAUCGGUGACGAAAUGCCUCUUCCAAGGACCGUGCCUCCACUGCGCAAGCUACUGAGCUCCAGCCAACGCCAUCAGCUGCUGCUGCCCCCCACCACUCCUCUCACUGUGCCCAGGGCUAUGAUUCAGAAUCCUUACAGGCGGCCUGGCCAGCCCAAAGACAACACGCCACCAUGGAAGAACAUUAACUUUGACUUUAAAAAGGGUGUGGAGGGGAUAAAGAAGCAUUUCAAGCUACUUGGAAAAGAGUUGCUUGCACCCUUAACUGGUCCAGAAGGCAAAGAACUUCUUGAGCACAUGCUGGAGCAGAACCGAGUGAUAUGGGAGUUUAGAGGUCCAGAGAGCCUGGAGCAAUGGAUAGUGUCCUCAGAUAGCGAAAUAGGAGGGCAAAGUGAGGUCUACUUGAAGCUUGGCAGAAACAAUAAUACAUGUUUACUGUACGGGACACUAAACUCCACUCCUCCAAAAGAUGGUGAAACUCGCUACAGUGGUUACUGCACCAUGCGUUCAAAGCAAACACUGGCUUCCUUUGAUAGGAAGAAGCAUUAUGAUUGGUCCUACUUCAACACCCUGCAUUUGCGCAUACGUGGAGAUGGGCGUCCAUGGAUGAUCUACAUCACACCAGAAACAUACUACACUCACCACAAAGAUGACAUGUACAAUUAUUUCAUCUAUACCAGAGGAGGACCCUACUGGCAAGAUGUCAAGAUCCCUUUCUCCAAGUUCUUUCUUACACAUCGUGGGAGGGUUCAGGAUGGCCAGUAUAAUCUCUGGCUGGACAAGAUUAACACCAUUGGCUUUACUCUCGGAGAUAAAGCGGACGGCCCCUUUCAGCUGGAGAUUGAUUUCAUAGGUGUCACGAAAGAUUAUGCACACACGGAGGAGUUUGCCUACGAGCUGUACAAGAGGAAUCCUGAAGUUUGACAGCAACGCACUGCAGAUCUGCUGUCAGUGGAUGAAGAACUGUAUUAUACAGGUGCUAUAAAUGAAACACUUACAGCUG